This is a messenger RNA of Mercenaria mercenaria, 4813 nucleotides long. RefSeq names its product potassium voltage-gated channel protein Shaw-like. The record is from RefSeq and is a predicted model, not a curated record. The transcript has 2 exons. NCBI's taxonomy places the organism in Eukaryota, Metazoa, Mollusca, Bivalvia, Venerida, Veneridae. Bases 453 to 2393 code for a protein of 646 amino acids. Gene Ontology annotation, biological process: potassium ion transmembrane transport; protein homooligomerization. Gene Ontology annotation, cellular component: voltage-gated potassium channel complex; membrane. Gene Ontology annotation, molecular function: delayed rectifier potassium channel activity.
UUUUAUCGAUGUCAAAACAACAGACACGCGCACCUGUUAAACUGGAAUAGAACGUGCUAUACCAUUGAUUCUUUCAUUAGUUAGUUCAAAUUAAAAUCGUUCAGAACGAUUACGACGUAAGGUGUAUAAUACUUAUUGCUGUUUUUUCUAUCGCGAAUCAUACUGGAAUUAUAAUGACAGACUUACUAAAGGAAUACGAAACAAUUAAGAAAUAAAUUGCUAAAUAACAGAAUAAAUUGCUUUCAAGUAAAGUUUAUAUUUAGAAUAUUCUGUAUCAAGAAUAUAUUUUUUUAAGUGCUAUGUAGUCAAAUACCAACUGUGACAGUAUUUGAAACGGAAUAGUAUGUUGAUUAAGGUAUGUAACAGCGUCAUUAAUAAUAUAUAUAUAAGUAUACAUAAAUAUGUUAAAACCAGUUGGAGCCAAGAACAAUGGCCGUUAAUUGCAACUAUAAAUGAUUCUCAAAAUGGACAAAAAGGACGAUCCUAAACUGAAAAUUACCGACAUCGUCGGCAAUUUAGUUAAAGCCGAUCAGAGCCAUGUUAAAUCAAGUCCCGUUAAUAAACCUGCAGAGCGCAUGGACGACGAUGACGUCAUAAUAUUAAACGUCGGAGGGAUUCGACACGAGACCCGUAUAGCAACCUUGUUAAAAAAGCCAGAGACUCGAUUAUAUUCCGUCGGAGAAACUGCCAAAGCGAGCGGGAAAAAAGAGUUUUAUUUCGAUAGAAAUCCACAAAUAUUUCCAUGCAUUUUAAACUAUUACCGAAUAGGAAAGUUACACAUGCCGACGGAUGUAUGCGGUCCGGCGGCUAAAGCAGAACUAGAUUACUGGGAGCUCGAGGACAAGGACAUUGAGGAAUGUUGUUGGGUUAAUUACAUCAGUUACGAGGAGACUAUGGAAAUGUUGGAGAAAUUUCAGGCGGAUGAAAGAGACAAAUUUCAUCCUGUUUAUGUCUCUCCAGAGGCUUCCUUUCUUGCCAAAGUAAAGCCGAGACUCUGGCGUGGACUUCAGGACCCAUACAGUUCAAAACCGGCUCUGAUUUAUGCCGUGAUUUCAUUGAUUGUGGUCCUGGUAUCGAUAACCGUAUUCGUAAUAGAGACUCUACCAUACUUUGGUUCUGUUUUCGUACAUGCUUCCGAUUCCACACGGAAUGUCACGAGCGACGAUCUUCGGAAAGAACUGGAAAUCUUCACAAAUGUUUCGCCAAAUGAUUGUCUUCUUAUAAUUGAUAACGCUUGCAACAUAUUUUUCUUUAUUGAAUUCGUUAUUAAACUUUUUGCCUCACCUGACAAAAGGAAAUUUUUCAAAAGUCCUUUAGUGAUAACGGAAUUGUUAUGUUUGGUUCCAUAUUAUAUUGGAAUAUUUAUAGUUGUGGCUCAUCCGGAUCCAGUCAGAGUUUUCGAUUUCAUCCGGGUGCUUUUCGCUACUAGAGUUUUACGGAUAUUUCGAAUUUUUGUAUUAAUGAAACAUUUUCUAGCUCUAAAGAUUCUCAUAUAUACAAUAAGAGCCAGCAAAAAGGAAUUAUUUUUACUUUUGAUAGUUCUUAUAAUAGGAGUAGUGAUAUUCGCAUGUCUUGAAUAUUACAUGGAAAUAUUUUCAAACGCGGAUGAUCUAGAGUUAGAGCACAUACCUUUAGCAUUCUGGUGGGCUCUAAUCACCAUGACAACCGUAGGGUAUGGUGACGUUGUUCCAAAAUCAGGGCUUGGAUACGUCAUUGGAGGAUUUUGUGCAAUAAGUGGUGUUCUAGUUAUUGCCUUAUCUGUACCUGUCAUCGUCAAUAAUUUUACGGUUUAUUACACGCAUGCGCAGUCUAGAGAAAAAUUGAAACUGCGCCGGAAGAAAUUUGAGCAGACUGAAAAAUGGCAAAGAUUAAAGGCUGGAUUGAAAAGCAAAUUAAAAAGCGGUGCAUUGAACGGUAUGUUAAAUGGAAUCAAGAAACGAAAUGCACGUGCCGUGACGCCAACGGAUACAAAGGCGCCGCCUAAAAUUCCUCUUCUGAAAUUAGGGGGCGGUACUAAAUCCGAUUCUGAAAAACCUUCAAAUAAGACAGAUUCAGAAGAAGAUAAACAUUGUCCCAGUACGGUACGAGACAUUGUGCUGGAAGAUGUUAGCGAGACUGUGAUUGGAAAUUCAAGUGCUUCUGAUGAAGGAAUAUCUGUGAUAGAGACUGAGAGUGUAAUACCAAAUGGUAAUGCUACUGCAUUAAAUAACGAUCGGAAGGAAACACUGAAAAUUCCACAAAAGACUCAAGUGCGAUCAAAGUUUUUUGGUGGUACCAUAAAUGGUCCAAAAUUUUUAAGAAAUGGCAAUAGGUUAAAAAAGGACGAAAGUAAAGACUUAGAAAUGUUGACUCCGAAUUCCAAAGCGCCAAAGAAACCUUCAUUUAGAGUAUAACGAAACGAAAAAAAUAUAUAUAUUCUCACAUGCCAAAAUAAAAAGUUACCAGUGACAAGAAAAAACUGAAUGUUUAGAAUACAUUUGAGCAUGUCAGUGUUAAUGGCUACAUGAUAUUUCCUGAUCAUUUGACGGCGAUAUGAGCAUGCGUUAUUUCCGGAUUGAAGCGUGGCAAACUCUCAGUUCAUGAAUAUUUUAUUUCACAGCUAUUAGAGCAUUCUAAUUUAUAUGACACGGUUGUCUUGGUGCAUAUGAAAACAGUGUAAGUUGACAAAGCCAAAGAAAGACUGUCCCGCUGUAUUGAAUCUAAUACAGAGCUGGUAUUGACAAUUGCGGUCAUUUAUUUGCCAUAAGUAACAUGGAAUGAAAAGGUAUAACCAAGAUUUUGUCCUCCAUAUCCAUUCAUUAGAACCACUGGCCUCAAAAAGCGGGAUCGUUAAAGAAUUUAUGGCACAACAGAAACAGAAAGGUUUUAAUCGUUAAUAAAAUUAGUUUGUAAACGGGGACUACUGUAAUAAAUGAAAUGGGUAUAACACAGAAUGAAUCAUAUAUUGUCUGAUAUAGCACAGAACAAUUUUACAAUAUCUGAAAUUAUACAUUUUAUGAAUGGCUUGCCAGGCAGUAGUCAGAUCUGUUGCCUGAGGUCCGAAGGACUGAGAACAAUAGGUUUAACUACAAGUAGUGACCAGCAAGUCAUUCAGUAAGUGUUACAUUAAGUGACAUCAGAAAUAAAUUUUCAUAUAUCUGCCUUCAAAUUUUGAUUUUGGCCAAAUGUAAUCUUGGUUCUAUGUCUAUUACAACUACAGGUCAUCAACACAUCCAAGAUUUUUUUUUCGAUCUUUAUAUACUGUUAUUACCAGUUAAAUACAAAUAAACAUUGUCAGCAUCAUUCUUUCAACAAAUACAAUUCUUUAACUUCUAAUCUGACAGAUACCAAAACCUUCAGCUCUGAAAAUAAACAUAUUAAACAUAUCCUAAUACAAUUACCAAAUAUCUUAUUUGAACAAAUAUAGUAAUUAAUUAGAACAAAUAUGGCAUUUUAUCAAACCUCCUAUAUCAUAUGCAUUCAAAUCUAUUCAUUCAAUUAAUACAUAUAUUUCAUAAAACAGUAAAACAUAUCAAAUUCAUAGUAUAGUGGUCUGAAACCUUAAAAAAUACAUGUAGAUAAAACAGCUCAUCAACACAUUUUAAAUGAACACAUCAAGGGACAUUUUUAUCAAUUACUGAUCUGAUGGGAUCAAACCCUUUCUGCAAAUACACACCACACACCCGUCUGUCAGUGCUCCGGUUACUGUCACUUCUCUACAAAAUAAAAGUCUUUGCAAAUCCAUAUAUUUCUAAAAUUAAUAGUGUGAUGUCAUAAUGUCGCGCGUGACUUGUACGGGAAAAUUGGUUAAAUUCAGUUCUAAUAUGCUCGUCUCUGUAAAAACACUCUUACGCCAGAAUGACGUCAUGUUAACGUGCGGUGACGUCAAAGUUUUUGUUGCGGCAAAGAAAGAACACUUCUAUAUUUUAUCCAGUGUUUGAGAUUAAGGGCAUAUUAGUAUCGAAAUACUUUAUAGCACAAGUGUGCUUUAACACUAUUUGUACACUCGGGUGGUAAUACGUCGUUCAAAUAAUUUCACUGCGCCCUCGUGAAAUUAUUACGCCCGACGCAUAACACCCAUCGUGCAUAAAUAGUGUUAAAGCACUCUUUUGCUAUAAAUUAUUUUUUAAUUAAAGCCACAGCAACAGAUUUCGAACUGUAACAAUAUUUACAAUAAUGCACAGAGAACACUUUGUACGAGCACGAAAGACCAAAAUAACACCAGUUAUGAAAUAUUUACUAAAUUAUCUCCCCUGAAUAUUAAAACCCAUCAUCAAGCACCUCAUUAAUAACUGCUUAAGACAGGAGCUGUUGUCGUAUUAUGUCAAAGUUCUAAAUUAAUAUUAGCAGAACCUACAGAAAUUACAAGUUUGUAUCUUUUGUAUACCUUGUAGGGCAAAAUAAUCAAAUACUUUUUCUGUGUUGAAAUUUUACUCUUUAUUUUGAAUUUUCGGACACUUGUCCUUUUUCAAGAAUAUGGAAAUAUUUUUCUGACUAAGUAAUAUCCAUGUAACAUUUAUAUCACAGGAAAUGAAUAAUGUUGACGUCCUGUCACUAAGACAACGUCACGUCACAUCCUGUGUAAGACGUGACGUCGUUUCCCGCAAAAAGGGCAAGGUGUCAACAUCAUACAUAACCAGAGAGCAAAACACAAUACUAAGUGCAGCAAGAUAUACAAAAUAAUAAUAAUAAUAAAUAAAUAAAUAAUAAUAAAAAAAAAAUAUAUAUAUAUAAUAAAUAAAAACAGCAAGAUAACUGUCCAAUUCAUUUUAAACCCCUAAAAGUUAAAAUAUACAGGAUGUCUAUACGCAGUCAGUUUGAAAACACUAGAAAU